Messenger RNA from Arabis nemorensis, 1242 nucleotides. Lineage: Eukaryota; Viridiplantae; Streptophyta; Magnoliopsida; Brassicales; Brassicaceae. The record is from the annotation of a GenBank genome assembly.
AUGGAGGUGUUAAGAUCUCAGAAGCGAACAGUCUCCAACGAGGUCGUUUCAAUUCCGCUCUAUCUUACAGCUCCAUCUAUGGAAGUCCGCCUAGAAGAGUUCGAGCUCUUCGCAAUCGAUCGCUUACGAGUUCUGCAAGGGGUCUCAGAUGGAUUAGCCCGUGGAAAAAACCCUAAGGAAAUGGAUGAUCUGGUAGACAGAUUGUGGAAAGAACAUAUGAGACAUUCGGAUGUGUUAGAAAUGAUGAAUAAGGAUAUAAUCUCACAUUUCGUCUUACGUCUCGUUUAUUGUAGAUCGGAUGAGUUGAAGAAAUGGUUUCUUAGCAAUGAAACUGCUCUUUUUCGUCAUCGAUUCCGGAUUAAAAGCUUUGAAGUUCAGAGAACAAUUGCGGCAGAAUUUGGAUUAUCAAAUAAGGUAGCCACAGGUGCAGAAGUUGAGAGUUUGAAGGAGAAAUUGGGGCAAGUCAUACGCUCAAUGGGUGAAAAGUCACCUAAUGUUGAAACCAUAUACUUUAAGGUUCCUUUUGAAGAGGUUCCGGACCUUGUAUCUGGUCGGAGAGUAUUUAUACAGAAAGGGUAUGCCUUUGUAGCUGGCAGUCAGGCAAGUCUUGGUUUCCAUUUCAUUUCGAAACAUAACUUCUCCUCAGUUAAUAGCAGUGUCUCCUUAAAAUGGACAACUACCAUACGAGAACGAGAAAAAGACAGACUAACUCCAAUAGUAGAAGCCUUAUCUACAAGCUAUUUGGGUCCCGAUUAUUCUCAGUCAAGUGAGUACGCUGACAUAUCACUUAAGGAUAUUGAUCAAGUUUCCAAGAGUUCCUUUCCCCUUUGUAUGAGGCAUCUUUUUGAAAAACUUCGAGAAGAUCACCAUCUAAAACAUGGAGGAAGAAUGCAACUGGGUCUUUUUCUUAAGGGUGUGGGUUUGAAACUGGAUGAUGCCCUAGCAUUUUGGAGAGCAGAAUUCACAAAAAAGGUUGGCGGUGAGAGAUUUGAUAAAGAGUAUGCGUAUGCCAUUCGCCAUAACUAUGGGAAGGAAGGCAAAAGAACUGACUAUACCCCUUAUGCUUGUCAAAAGAUCAUUUCAUCUGCUCCUGGUGUUGGGGAUCAUCAUGGCUGCCCUUACCGACAUUUCAGGAUCUGUUAUCCAUCCUCCAACACCGCUAACCUUAUUUUUUUGCUGGAUAAACAGCAGUUACUAGCGACUGCAAACAUUUUGAGCAUUCGCUAUAGUUUCAGCUUAUAA